Messenger RNA from Moneuplotes crassus, 423 nucleotides. The record is from the annotation of a GenBank genome assembly. Lineage: Eukaryota; Ciliophora; Spirotrichea; Euplotida; Euplotidae.
UAAUAAUAAAAUACAUCAAUGAUUGCAGCUAAAAGCCCAUUCUGAGAAUACUCUGAUGAACUAAAAUUCGACAGGAAGACAAGAUGGACAAACUCUGUUGUUAGAGAUCACUAUGAGACAUCUAAGAUUGCUGAGGACACCCUCAGAGAGUCGAGGAAGGCCAGGAUCAUCAUGGAAAAUAGCCUUGAGCGGACCAGAGAUACCCUGAAAAUCUGGAGCAAUUUUGAGGAUAGCUACAAUGACUCGAUAAUUAACCUUAAGGAAAGAAUCAAGACUAAUGAAGAGGAAGAGAUGAGGAAAGAAGAAAAGAGAUUAAGACUUGAAACUAGGCGCAACCAUCUUUCUAGACCGACUAAGCUCUGACUCCUUCGUAAGAAUGUGAAAAUCGAAUCUAAAUGUCUGAAAAGUCUCAGAUUUAGAUAA